UCAGCCCCAGCCUCAGCCUCAGCCCCAGCCUCAGCCCCAGCCUCAGCCACAGACAGUUUUGGAGCCCCAGUCUCAGCCCCAACCCCAUUUUAAGACGAGGCUUCAGCCUCAUCCCCUGAUUCCAUCCUGACUCAGCCAGUAUCCAACGGCAGGCUGUCGGGCCACGGGCGUAGCAACGGGCACGGCAUGGGCAACUCCUCCAGGAAGGAGGAGGACGAGGAAGAGAAGGGGAAAGGGAAGGAUAAGGAUGCUGAGAAGGCGAAAGUAAUGGAGGAGGAGAAGAGGAGGAGGAGGAAGAAGAAGAUGAAGGAGGAGAUGGAAGACGACGAGCUGCCCCUAGGGGUGGAGGAGAUGCUGGCGAGCGGAGAUCCCGUCUUGGAUCUGAGCUAUAAAAAGUUCCGCAGGUUGCCCGGUGUGGUCUGUGGGCUACGUCACCUGGAGAAGCUGUAUGUGUGUCGUAACAGUCUGCGGACCCUCCCGGAGAACAUCGUCCAACUGAAGGGCCUCCGCAUCCUGGCUCUAGACUUCAACAAGAUGGAGAACGUCCCGUUGGCCAUCUGUCAGCUGCGUAACCUGACACGUCUCUACCUGGGCUCUAACCGCCUGAUGUCUCUCCCUCCAGAACUACGUAACCUUCAGAGUCUUCGCUGCCUCUGGAUGGAGAGCAACUAUUUCACACGCUUCCCCCGACAGCUCUACGACUUACCCCACCUCAGGUCCCUCCAGAUGGGGGACAACAGGCUGCGGACUCUGCCCCCGGACCUGUGGCGUAUGGAUGCUCUGCGAGGGCUGUGGCUCUACGGAAACCGUUUCACCGAGUUCCCCCGUGUCUUACUCCGCAUGGUGGAUCUGGAGAUCUUAGACCUGGACAAGAACAAGAUCGAGGUGUUCCCUAAUCUGAGCCGGCUCCCCGCCCUCCGCCUCUUCUCCUACGACCACAACCCAGUGGAGGGGCCUCCCGGCGUGGGGGAGGAGGUGCUGCUGGUGGGAGAGGGGGCCCAGGAGGAGCUGCAGGACCGAGUGGACAGGAAGGCUAAGAAGGAGCAGGAGGCGAGGGACGCGGAGGAGGCUGCGCUGGCCGGGGAUGGGCCUGUGAUCCAGGGCAUUCUAAAGACGGCCAAACAGAACAGUGCGUCGCACGCAGGGCACAAGCAUGACGAGGCCAUGCCCCUAACCGAGGAGGAGAGGAGGAAGAAGGAGAUGGAGGCAGAGUUAGAGAAGGCGUUGAACGACUACGGGGCGGGGCUUGAAUACGACUUGGAGGGGAUAGAAUACGAGAAGGAGUUUAUAUGUGAGGGGGAGGGGUAUGAUGGCGGGGAGUUGGAGUACGGACGAGGAGAUAUAGACUAUGAGUAUGAUGAGGGGGAGGAGCUAGAGGAACCAGGAAGACAAGUGGGCCGGUAUUGAUGACUGACUAACUUCUCCCCCUCCUAAGCCUCUGACUCCUCCUCUCCUAAGCCUCUGACUCCUCCCCUCCUAUGUCUAGACUUGUUUGAAAUUGCAGCAGACAUUGCAGGUGACGGACUGAUCUUACAAGUCACCUUGCAAAAUAAAUCACUACUUAGAAUUAUUUGUAGAUCAGUCAGUCAGUCACAAUUUACCCGCAAUCCAUCACAGAUGUGACGCUCUCGGACACAGCCUCUGACUACUGCAACACUCUCAGGGCUAUAGGAGGUGAUGUGAAGAAAAAAAAACACCCAGGAAUUAUCUAGCAAGGUUAUCAAAAUAGUUUUCGUCUGCCUUUCUUAGCUCCAGCUGUCAUAACAAUGCCCAACUAUAGGGUUGUUGAACUUUUAGUAAAUCUUGUGUGAAAUGAAUUAAUGACUAGCCUCCUGAACCUGUGGCUGUAAUAUGUGACUUUCUCUUUCUCUCUGUAGUUAGCAUUAGGACAGGGCUGACACUAAAUGACUAAACUCAUUAGAUGUUUUUCUAACUGACCUGUGAAAAUAUAUUAAUGCACUGCACAUUGUGGGAAUGAAGGCUGGAUGGAUGAUGGCUGGCUGGAAGGCUGGCUGGAUUGAUGGAUGAUGGGUUUAUGAAUGAUGGAUGGAUGAAUGAAUGAAUGAAUGAU
This is a messenger RNA of Oncorhynchus mykiss (rainbow trout), 2071 nucleotides long. Lineage: Eukaryota; Metazoa; Chordata; Actinopteri; Salmoniformes; Salmonidae. The record is from RefSeq and is a predicted model, not a curated record.